Messenger RNA from Rotaria sp. Silwood1, 885 nucleotides. The record is from the annotation of a GenBank genome assembly. Lineage: Eukaryota; Metazoa; Rotifera; Eurotatoria; Philodinida; Philodinidae.
AUGUCACCAUUAAGUGGUAAAACCUUUGUACUCGAGCUUGGUCGAGACAUUCGUUUCAAAGCUAAACAAGAACUUAUUAAUUAUUUGUAUGAACAAAAUGCUCAUAUUUCAUAUAUUUUAACAGCUAGUACUGAUUAUGUUUUGGUUUCCACUGAUAUUGAUACCUAUAAAACUCGUCGAGCUAAACAGCUUGGUAUACCAUUAGUAACUAUUGAAUAUAGUUAUGAAUAUCGUAAAUUAUUCAAUGAAACUCAAGUUAUUGAUAUUAAAAGAUUUAUUGUAACGUCAGCAGAAGAUAAAGAAAAUUUUUCAAAAAGUGGUACUAUAUCUGUGACAGGUGGAGGAAAUCUUUCAGGUAGCACAACGAAAUCUGUUCAAUUAGAUUUAUCAAAUAAUUUUAAUUUGGAAACAAAUGAAAAUUCUGGUGUUUAUUUUGCUCUAGAACUGCAAAUUAUUCCUGAAGAAUAUAAUAAUCAAGCAAAUAAUGAUUAUCGAUUAAGAUUUCGUUAUGAAAAAGAAACAAUAAUAAAUUCAAAAGGUAAAACAUCAUUAAUUCAAUAUGCAUUUAGUAAUGAUAUUAAUGAAUUAUAUCAAUUAUUUGCUUCAUAUUAUUAUCGUAUUGCAACAAUGCCACGAAUAACACGAAUUCGAGAUUUAUUACCUGAUAAAUUAGCUUCUAAAUUAUUAUUACGUUCAUUAUUUUUUCAUCGUAUUGAUACACAAAUGCUUGAUAAUAAUGUUGGUCAAUUAAUUGAAUCAUUUUGGAUUGAAUCAAUUGGUGAUUUAAAUAAAAUACUUUCUGUACAACCAGAAACAAUUGCUCCUAAAACAAUUAUUGAAGCCGAAGUUGCUUUACUUGAAAUUAAAGUUGAUAGUAAAUCAUGA